UUUUCUAUUCAUGAACUUACAAAGAUGGCCUCUGCAGUAGCGGCUUCCCAAUGUUCGGUCCUGGAUGUGGUUCGCCUGCCGAGCCCAUCUAGUCUUAUAGAGAUGGUCACGUCCUCUGCUGGGACGUUGCAUGAGGGGCUUUGGUUCCUGAAGCGCUCGGCAGGUGGCGAGGAAGGGAUCCGGGACAGCGUGUCGCGAAACGCUUUUGCGCCAGGACGGGAGGGCUUAGCAUCUACUUGCUGGAAGGCUGGCCUCAAAGCAUCAACGCUUCGUGCGGUUGACCUGAAAGCCUCACUGCUCGGAGUUGUGAGCGUAGGCGGUCUGAUCGCUACGGCAACACAGGCAGCUCUGAGCCCUAGAGGUCCAGGUACUUGCGACCGGAACAUGUGCGAACGCUGCUGCAACAUUACCACGUCGAUUCCGUAUGUUGUGUGUGGUUGCCACGCCAUGAGGCACCGUUGCACGGCCAGCGGGAAGACUUGGGGUGCAAGCAUGGUUGGGGUUGGUUUCGCCAGCGCGAUCUUCCAUGGCUCGUACGGCUCCUUCCGGGAAUGGGGCCGGCGGAUGGAUUUCUGGACGAUCUCGGCGGCUAGCAACUUGAUGACGCGCGCUCUGUUCCCGGGCGUGCCGGCGUCAGUGACCGCCGCGGGCAUGCUUGUGACGCCGUUUAAGCCAUUCCUAGUGUCGUUCGUGAACAGCACGGCCAUGGAGAUCAAAUUCCUGGCUGCCGCGCGUCGCAACCCCAAGCUCCGAGGGCCGCAGCGCCUGCAUGCAACCUGCUGCCUCUUAGGGCUGGGAGCCUUCGCUCUGGAGGACUGGAAGCCGGACCUCCCGCUGGUCCACUCGGUGUGGCAUUUACUAUCCUCGACAGCGGUAGCCACUAUCAAUCAUCUGCUUGCCGACGUGGAGGAGCAGCAGCGGCUAAUGCAAGUUCAGGGCGUCGAGCAGCGGCCCCAGCUGGUGGUGCAGAUGCAGCCCCUGCAGCUUUAGGAUUUGGCGCAACUGCCGGCAGACGGCAUUGUUACCACACAAUGUUCGUCCCAGCCCGUACGUUACCCCUGGGCAUGACCCGGCAGGCACGCGGAACUCCGUGGUUGCCAUUUGGUGAUGCCGCAACUUUGUAUGCUUUUGCACACGUAUCCAGCUAAUGGCGUAGUAGUGAUGAAGGCUGCGUGGUUUAAGGGCGAUUCGGAAGAGCAGUUAUGAAAGGGGCGGGUAGGUUUAUUUGCAGGUGUGACCUGUUUCCUGGCCCCUGGUUUUGUGUUUAAUGUUAGUCAUUUUACCUCAAUUCAUGUGCUUUCGUACCACUGGGUCUUGUGCGGGAAUACCGUCUCAUAAAGUCAACGAUUAUGGUUGGGCGAUACGGCUCAUCUGUGAGCGGGGAGACGAUGGAGCACAGGAGAUGUGCAGGGUUGAGGGAUGGCGCUGUGCAUUGCUGCGAGUGGAACAGGGUUUGUGGUGGUGACGUUGCACUGUAUUAGAGUAACCCAAAUACCUU
Volvox carteri f. nagariensis is the source of this 1498-nucleotide messenger RNA. RefSeq lists its product as uncharacterized. NCBI's taxonomy places the organism in Eukaryota, Viridiplantae, Chlorophyta, Chlorophyceae, Chlamydomonadales, Volvocaceae. The record is from RefSeq and is a predicted model, not a curated record. The transcript has 4 exons. The coding region runs from base 25 to 990 and encodes 321 amino acids.